AUGAAGCUGCAGGUGAUCCGAUCGUUGGCGAAGGGUUGGUUCAAGCAGGGCGCACGCCAGUCACGCAUAAUUCCGGUAGGAACCUACAACCGCCGAACCAUUCUACUGCUGUACGGGAACCUACACAUGGAGCACACCACGAAGUGCCCGACGCCCUUGAAGGAGGGGGACACAAAGGAUCAGCUGAUGAACACAGCACUUGGUGGUUUUGUCCCUGCGAUGGCGACCCAAGUUUCUUUUUUCCCGUCGCUGAGUGCUUCGAUGUCCAUUUGCCGCCAGUUUCGAGGGAUCGCAAGCAGCAGUGUGUGUCGAGCGCAUUUUGAAGAUGAUGGUGGAGUUGCGCUUCGGGAAGCAAAAGCAGCUGCGGCAGCUGCGCGCACCGCAGAAAUUAUGUUAGUAGCAGCAAUACAGACGCAGGUGCCUGGCGAAUCGGAGUUGGGACUGAAGUAUCCAUCUGCAUUUCCUGUCACGAGUGCAGGAAAAGGAUGUGCAGCGGAGAGAGCGAUGCGUACAGCUGUUCUCAAGGCCCUUAAGGAAGCUAAUCUCGCGGCGUCCCGGGCUGAAUGCGCAGAAAACAGUGGAUACAUUCUGUGGCAACCGGGCGUCAAAGUUCGGCGGCCCAAAACUGGAGAAGAAGCUAUAAGCUUCGGGUCUGCAAUACUCUUCCGUGCCCGCACCACUUUACGAAGAGAACCCGUUACUGGAUGGAUAAAUGGACCACCAAGGUCUCUGCAACCGGCUCGUGCUUCUGAUAUGAUCACCGGCGGUGAGUCGACAUGA
Eimeria mitis is the source of this 780-nucleotide messenger RNA. RefSeq lists its product as uncharacterized. The record is from RefSeq and is a predicted model, not a curated record. Lineage: Eukaryota; Apicomplexa; Conoidasida; Eucoccidiorida; Eimeriidae. The coding region runs from base 1 to 780 and encodes 259 amino acids. The transcript is spliced from 3 exons.